Messenger RNA from Saccharomyces kudriavzevii IFO 1802, 1701 nucleotides. RefSeq names its product Cdh1p (gene CDH1). Gene Ontology annotation, cellular component: anaphase-promoting complex. The transcript has a single exon. Gene Ontology annotation, molecular function: ubiquitin ligase activator activity; anaphase-promoting complex binding; protein binding. Bases 1 to 1701 code for a protein of 566 amino acids. The record is from RefSeq and is a predicted model, not a curated record. Gene Ontology annotation, biological process: positive regulation of ubiquitin protein ligase activity; anaphase-promoting complex-dependent catabolic process; positive regulation of anaphase-promoting complex-dependent catabolic process. NCBI's taxonomy places the organism in Eukaryota, Fungi, Ascomycota, Saccharomycetes, Saccharomycetales, Saccharomycetaceae.
AUGUCUGCAAACUUGAACCCGUUCAUGAAUAAUACACCUUCUUCCUCUCCACUUAAGGGUUCUGAAAGUAAGCGGGUUUCGAAACGGCCAAUAUCCAGCUCUUCAUCUGCUUCAGUAUUAUCCUCCCCUUCCAGACGGUCGAGACCAUCCACAGUAUAUGGUGAUAGAUAUAUUCCGAACCGAACGGACAUAGAUUUGAAUUCCAUCGUCUCGAUCAGUAGUAUAGCAAGCGUUCCAGCACUUAAUCCGUCGAGCACAGAAGAUCAGGUCGAGUACCAAAAGGAAAGGCAAGCACAUGAGACGUACAAUACCUUACUGAAGAAUGAACUUUUUGGCGAAAUGCUCAGUAAAGAUACAGUAGGUCCGGAAAGUAGUAUAGAUCGUAUUAAGAAUACAAGACCAUCUACUGGGGGCAUCGUACAUACGGAAAAUUCAAAUAGUUAUGAUCAUGAACUGGAGCGAGUAUCGACUCCGCCUCCUGAGGGGGCUAGUCUGGAAGAUUUUUCCCCACAAUCUACACCGGUAACACCUCGACGUCUUUUCACAUCACAGCAAGAUGAGGUCACGAGGCCUUCAAGCAAUUCAGUCAGAGGUGCUAGUCUGUUGACCUAUCAACAACGCAAAGGCAGGAAACUAUCUGCAGCCUCCUUGCUACAAUCACAGUUUUUUGAUUCGAUGUCGCCAGUUAGGCCAGAUUCUAAGCAGUUGUUAUUAUCACCGGGGAAGCAAUUUCGGCAAAUAGCGAAGGUCCCUUAUCGAGUUUUAGAUGCUCCAUCAUUGGCGGACGAUUUCUACUAUAGUUUGAUAGACUGGUCAAGCACUGAUGUUUUGGCUGUUGCCCUUGGGAAAUCGAUUUUCUUAACAGACAAUAAUACGGGAGAUGUUGUGCACUUAUGUGACACGGAAAACGAGUAUACAAGUUUAAGCUGGAUUGGAGCGGGCUCUCAUCUAGCGGUAGGCCAAGAAAAUGGGCUUGUAGAAAUUUAUGAUGUGAUAAAAAGAAAAUGUAUUAGAACAUUGUCAGGACAUGUCGACAGAGUAGCGUGUUUAUCUUGGAACAAUCAUGUUUUGACAUCUGGAAGUAGGGAUCACCGAAUACUACAUAGAGAUGUGAGGAUGCCAGAUCCCUUUUUCGAAACUAUAGAAUCGCACACUCAGGAAGUCUGCGGCCUAAAGUGGAACGUGGCAGAUAAUAAACUUGCAUCAGGUGGUAACGAUAACAUGGUCCAUGUUUACGAGGGAACCUCCAAAUCUCCAAUUUUGACGUUCGAUGAGCAUAAGGCAGCUGUCAAGGCUAUGGCUUGGUCUCCUCAUAAAAGAGGCAUAUUGGCUACUGGCGGUGGUACAGCAGAUAGAAAAUUAAAAAUUUGGAAUGUUAACACUUCUACAAAGAUGAGCGAUAUAGACAGUGGCUCUCAAAUAUGUAAUAUGGUAUGGUCAAAAAAUACUAACGAGCUUGUUACAUCUCAUGGUUACUCAAAAUACAAUCUAACUUUAUGGGAUUGCAGUUCCAUGGAUCCAAUUGCAAUUUUAAAGGGGCAUAGUUUCAGAAUACUCCAUUUGACAUUAUCCAAUGACGGGACUACGGUUGUCUCUGGGGCAGGAGAUGAAACGUUACGAUAUUGGAAGCUUUUUGAUAAACCGAAGGCAAAAGUUCAGCCAAAUUCGUUAAUAUUCGAUGCAUUCAAUCAGAUCCGCUAA